This is a messenger RNA of Myripristis murdjan (pinecone soldierfish), 1521 nucleotides long. It is a transcript of the gene htr6, whose product is annotated as 5-hydroxytryptamine (serotonin) receptor 6. Gene Ontology annotation, biological process: G protein-coupled receptor signaling pathway, coupled to cyclic nucleotide second messenger; chemical synaptic transmission; adenylate cyclase-modulating G protein-coupled receptor signaling pathway. Gene Ontology annotation, molecular function: neurotransmitter receptor activity; G protein-coupled serotonin receptor activity. The transcript is spliced from 3 exons. The record is from RefSeq and is a predicted model, not a curated record. Gene Ontology annotation, cellular component: plasma membrane; dendrite. The coding region runs from base 124 to 1521 and encodes 465 amino acids. Lineage: Eukaryota; Metazoa; Chordata; Actinopteri; Holocentriformes; Holocentridae.
GGCUUCUCUUUCUUUCACAUUCUCCCUGAUCUGAGAGCGGCGUCUGCUCUGGCUGGAAUCAGUCUGUAACAUUUGGUGGUGCCUUUCACACCCUUAAAGAAGACGCAGAGUGCUGUCAGCACCAUGGAUAACUCUCCCUUGCCUGGCUUGGAUGGAGCCAGGGCAGGUCUUGAGGCCGUCACUAACAGCAGCUCUCCCACCUCUAGUGCCUGGAACAUCAGUGGCAGCGGCCCGUGGUUGCUGGCGUUCAUGCUGACUGGCAUCAUCCUUUUGACAGCCUGUGGCAACAUGCUGCUCAUCGCCUUGGUGUUCGCCCAUCGCUCUCUGCGCUGCACCUCAAACUGCUUCCUGGUGUCGCUGUUCCUGUCGGACCUCAUGGUGGCGCUGGUGGUCAUGCCCCCGGCCAUGCUCAACGUGCUGUGCGGGGCCUGGGUGCUGUGGCCCGGCUUCUGCCCCGUGUGGCUCUGCUUUGAUGUCAUGUGCUGCAGCGCCUCCAUCCUCAACCUGUGUGUGAUCAGCCUGGACCGUUACCUCCUCAUCAUCUCGCCACUGCGCUACAAGCAGAGAAUGACCCCACCCAGGGCCUUGCUUCUGGUGGGGGCUGCUUGGGGGCUGGCAGCGCUCGCCUCCUUCCUGCCCAUUGAGAUGAAAUGGCACAGCUUAGGCCAUGGGGUCAGCAGUGCCAACAUCAGCUCCUAUUCUGACACACUGCACCCAGCAUCCUACUUUCAGCUGUCACCCUCUGGGGGCCUUUCCUUCCAGUGCCGCCUGCGGGUCACCCUGCCCUUUGCUCUCGUGGCCUCUGUCCUCACCUUCUUUCUGCCUUCCAGUGCCAUCUGCUUCACCUACUGUCGGAUCCUCCUGGCAGCCCGGCGGCAGGCGAGGAGGGUGGCAGCACUCAGCCACCCACCGUAUCCACAUCACUCUCUUGGGGAGCCGUCCCGGCCUCCUUCACCCGGGGCUGCUGUAGGACACCAGGAUGCAGACGACUACAGUCACCAGGAGCCUCCUGUAUCUCGCAACGUACCGCUGUCAGUGAACAGUGAGCGUCGUCUGGCUCACAGACAGGGUCGGAGGGCUCUCAAGGCCAGUCUGACACUGGGAGUCCUGCUGGGUCUGUUUUUCAGCACAUGGCUCCCAUUUUUCAUCACCAACAUGGCUCAGGCGGUGUGUGAGUGUGUCCCUCUUGCGCUCUUUGAUGCCAUCACCUGGCUGGGCUACUGCAACAGUACCAUGAACCCCAUCAUCUACCCCCUGUUCAUGAGAGACUUCAAGCGAGCUCUGGGGAAGCUCUUGCCCUGCUGUUCCUCUCGCUCUCCCAGAAGACCUUCGCCGGCGCUCUCCCUCUCCCUCCGCAACUCAGGGGAGCCCAACAUCGCCAGCGAUCCCCAUUCACUGCUGGCCUCCGAUCCCGCCCAUCCCCCUGUCACUGCCACCGAUGCUGUCAACCUGUUGGAUGCCGAGCAUGCUGGGAUGGAGCUGCCUUUGCUUCUGCCUAAUCAGGUGGACACGCUGGACUAG